AUGGAAAAAUCUGCCCGACUUGAUGGUACUUUAAUGGUUUCUACCUCAUCCAAACCUCAUUAUUCACCUCCAACUAGCAAUGAGCGAACUCAACAGAUAGUGCAACUGCUUUUGCGGGAAUGCCUCCACGGAGAAUGGCCACCUGAAAGUAGCGUACCUUUGGGACAUACCAGAAUGAUCAGUCGGGGUGCCAUCUUGAGCCUCUUAGCUGAACUGGUCAAAUCCUAUCCCGGCGUAGCAUCACUAAUCUGCGAGGCUAAAGAAGAUGGGCAAAGUGUUAUUCAUCAGUUGAUAGAACAUUUUAUUGAUGGAACACAGGAUAAGGAUACCCUCGGCUCUCUAAAGACUCUUAUCUCGAUUUUGGCUGCCUGUAAUCAUUCUCCAAAAGCUCAAGAAUCGCUGGUGUCAGACAUGAAGGCUUCUCUUGUUUCUAUUGGAAGUUCGUCGCUUUCUUCUACAGCUAUUUGUAGUAAGGUAUGUUUACGAAAAAAUCUUUACAUACCAUACCAAUCCAUCUUUGUGACUUUUCGAGUUAUGAGCGUUCCAGUAGUCACUUAUCUAUUCGUUGUACAAUAGUU
Strongylus vulgaris is the source of this 578-nucleotide messenger RNA. The record is from the annotation of a GenBank genome assembly. Lineage: Eukaryota; Metazoa; Nematoda; Chromadorea; Rhabditida; Strongylidae.